UGAAGAUGAUUUCCCUGCCACCCCUUCCCACCGCUAUAACAUACCCCAAACCCAAAACCCCUCUCCUCACCUCUCCCACUUCCUCUCGUCUCUGCAAAACGAAACCCUCUCUCUCUCUCUCUCUCUCUGAACUCUGAAAAUGGCGGUGGAGGAGGGCGUUACGGCGAAACUGCGGCCAGAGCAGUUCAACUCUCUUCAUUUGCCGGCCAGGCCCUCGCUUUACGUCGGCGAUCUUCACCCCUCCGUCACCAAGGCUGACCUCUUCGAGGCUUUCCGUGGAAUGGGCCACAUUCUCUCCGUCCGUCUCUGCACGGACGCGCUUUCCGGCAGAUCGCUCUGCUAUGGCUACGUCAACUUCUUGACCCCCACCGAAGCUUCCAUUGCCAUGGAUUGCCUCAACCAUACAAUUCUGAAGGGAAAACCUAUGAGGAUAAUGUGGUCCCAGAGAAACCCCAUUCAAAGAAAGACCGGAGUCGGAAACCUCUUUGUGAAGAACCUGGACCCUUCGAUCAACAGUGCCCGUUUGCAGAGCCUUUUCUGCAAAUUUGGGACAGUGCUUUCUUGCAAGGUGGCAGAAGACAAUGGGAAGCGUAAGGGCUUUGGUUUCGUCCAGUUUGAUUCAGAACAUUCAGCCAUGGCUGCUCUCAAGAGUCUCCAUGAUACCUUUGUGGAGGGGAAGAAUUUAUAUGUCUGCAAGUUUGUUAGGAAAAGUGAGAGAAUGGAGACUUAUCAAAAACCAACAUUCACAAAUCUGUAUGUGAAGAACCUUGGGGAAGAUAUGACCGAGGACUGCCUUCAAGACAAGUUCUCAGAGUUUGGGAAGGUUUCAAAUGUUGUCAUCAUGAAGAAUGGUGAGGGGAAAUCAAAAGAAUUUGGCUUUGUCAACUUUGAGACUCCUGAAGCAGCAAUGAAAGCUAUGGAGGCCUUGAACGGUUCUUUACUGGGAUCCAAGACUUUAUUUGUUGGGAGAGCUCAGAAGAAAGCUGAAAGAGAAGAGCUAUUGAAAGAUGCCCGCAGUGAGGUUGCAAGAUAUCGUGGCCGGAGGAAUGCUUCUAACUUGUAUGUGAAGAAUCUUGAUGCAUCUGUUGAUGACAGCAUGUUAAAAGAACAUUUCAGUUCGAUUGGGACAAUAACAUCAGCAAGAGUGAUGCGCAAUCCUGAUGGGUCAAGCAGAGGAUUUGGCUUUGUAUGUUACACCACUUCUGAAGAAGCAAGAAGGGCUCUGGUUGCUUUUAAUGGAAUUACGUUCAGGGGAAAGCCUCUCUAUGUUGCCAUGGCCCAGCAGAAAGAGGAGCGCAUCAGACUGCAAAACUCUUUUGGAUUCUUCCCUCCACAACUUCCCGGAUCUUGUUACUGGAACUCCUCUGAUUUUUAUGCCCCACCCUUCCUCAAUUACUCUGUUUUACCUCUUCCUCAGCCUCCCGUCCCGCAAUUGACCUUGUACCAACACUAUGGAGCAAAUACAAGCUUUCCUUUUGGUCCACUGAACAAUAAGAUGAACUACUCCACAUAUCAGGUUCUGCAAGGGAAAAUGCCAAUGCAUGAUAACAAGUUUAUGGAUUGGGCUUACAAGGGUCAGUCUGCACCAUGCUUGCCAUCUAAUUUGCACUCCGAUUAUCAAGAUCGAGGUCUGCUUGCUGCUCAGAGGCUAAGCUUCGGGAAGAAAGGAAGCAAACAGUACAGACAAGCAGAAAGUGGCUCUGCAGGGUUGAGGAGUACAAGAAGCAGGAAGCCCAACAAAAACCUUGGGAAUGCUUUCUAUCCUCUAGUCGAGAAUAUGAAGCCCGAGCAUGACUGGACUGCCGUUAGAACUGACGGAUGGGGAUACAAGGAAGGUGAUUGACUCUCCGAACUGCCUGUACAAGCAAGUUAGCAAGGUCGAUCAAGCACUGGGAGAAGCUAAUAAUUGGACCACCCUGCCGGCUAACCAUACUCUUGCCAAAAUCUUAUAGCUGCUAAUCGAAUAUAUCGAUCAUUUCAAUUUUUCUGCUCCACCGUUUGUCAUGAACCUCUGUUUGUAAUAAGCACUGGGCAUCCCUUCCUUUGUAUAUA
Messenger RNA from Punica granatum (pomegranate), 2052 nucleotides. NCBI's taxonomy places the organism in Eukaryota, Viridiplantae, Streptophyta, Magnoliopsida, Myrtales, Lythraceae. The record is from RefSeq and is a predicted model, not a curated record.